Molecule: messenger RNA, 1311 nt
Organism: Pestalotiopsis fici W106-1
Lineage: Eukaryota; Fungi; Ascomycota; Sordariomycetes; Amphisphaeriales; Sporocadaceae
Exons: 1
Coding region: 1-1311 (436 amino acids)
Source: RefSeq, a predicted model, not a curated record
AUGCGUUUGAUAAAUGUGUCCGUCGACAGCCUGGUAGUUGAGUCAGGUUUCGACAAAACAGUGAGCAACCUCACCUAUGAAGUCAGUAGGUGGAAAGAUCAAUUUGAAAGACAGUCGUCCCAGUUACCGCCUUAUGCAAUUCUCUCACACCGAUGGGUGGGCGAAGAGGUCGUUUAUCCCGACUUGAAGCUGGUCUCCAAGUCUCAACUCCAAGCUCCUGGCCCCACGAAUCCCGUGCCCAAGACAGCCGCGGGCGCCGAUGAGAAUGUCGGACCAGACACCGUGGCAUCGGUGUACAAGAUCGCCGGCGCUUGUGAGACGGUCCGAGCCAUGAACCCAGAGAUAAAUCACAUUUGGAUAGAUACCGUCUGUAUCAACAAACAGGACAUCCGCGAGCUCUCAGCGGCCAUGAACUCCAUGUUCAAAUGGUACCAAAACUCGGAAGUCUGCUAUGUCUACCUGUUUGACGUCACGUGGAAUGCUGCCGAAGACCCGGUCGGCAGCCACGAACAAUUUCGUACUUCCCAGUGGUUUGAACGUGGCUGGACGCUGCAAGAGCUUCUCGCACCGAGGCAGGUCUGGUUCUUUGACCGCGAUUGGCGCUAUAUGGGGACAAAGGAGGAGCUGGCCGAUGAUAUCACGCAGGCGACAGGUAUCUCGCAUGAACACCUGCUCCGCGACUUUCGCACUGCCAGCACGGCGCAGAAGAUGGGCUGGCUCGCUCGCCGGAGAACAACUUACCCCGAGGAUAUCUCGUACUGCGCACUCGGGCUUUUUAAUGUCUUUCUCGACCCGCGCUAUGGGCUUGGGGGCGAGAAAGAGUUCUUACGUCUACAACGCGAGAUUUUUAUCGCCGGGACGGCCGUCGGCGCCCAACUCGACGAGUCACUAUUCGCGUGGACGGCUCACACUAUUAAAAGCAGCGGUUUGUUAGCGCCGCCGCCUUUGUGUUUCCUCCACGCGGGCGACGUGCUGUUCGAGCCAGGCCUCGUCAAGUCGCGUCAGGAUUACCAGGCGCCGCCAUGGCGCGGAAUCGAUAUGGACGAAUUCGGAAACAUCGAAAUCCGAGUUCCAUGGCGACCAUUCAAGAGAUUUAGAGCGGCAAUGGUAAUAUUCGGUCUUGCCGUAUUUAUUGUCACGGCGGGUUUGGCCUCUGUCGCAUAUCAAAACUUCCACUCUUCAAAACGGCGCACCAAAAACAUGCACCUAAUCAACUUGAAUUGCUGGACGAGGGGCCCUGACGGGCGAUUACGGACAGCGGAUCACGGCUGUACAGAAUCAAGACAAAACAUGGCGUCGCAUAGAGUGUGA